Synchiropus splendidus (mandarinfish) is the source of this 1443-nucleotide messenger RNA. Its product is annotated as solute carrier family 22 member 6. Lineage: Eukaryota; Metazoa; Chordata; Actinopteri; Syngnathiformes; Callionymidae. Gene Ontology annotation, molecular function: transmembrane transporter activity. The coding region runs from base 1 to 1443 and encodes 480 amino acids. The record is from RefSeq and is a predicted model, not a curated record. The transcript is spliced from 9 exons. Gene Ontology annotation, biological process: transmembrane transport.
AUGACUCUUCUUCAACUGUCUCCACUGCAACUAUCUGUUUACUGGCGUUUGUCUCUCAUCAUCUUCUUUUCCUCCUUCCUCUUCUUUCUUGACAUCUUCACCAACCCCAUCAACCAAGAGAAAUGUGGCAGUCCAACCAACUUUUCAGAUCUCCAGGACUUCGACGGCACUCAUCAAGGCUGGAUGACCGAGGAUUCAGCAAACCAGUGUUCGAGCUGGUUGACCCAUGGUCAGAUGAUGUUCAUGGUGGGCCUCCUACUGGGGUCCUUGCUGUGUGGACCUUUCUCAGACAGAUAUGGGAGGCGCCCAGUGCUGCUGGUGUGUGUCGUCAUUCACGCUGUAUGUGGGGUCCUCCCUGCCAUCUUCCAUGACCCCCUUUUCUACCUGGCCGUCCGCUGCCUGACAGGCAUCUGCAGCUGCUGCAUCAACAUCAGCUGCUUCAGCCUGGCGGUGGAGUGGACCCUGGCUCCAAGUCGUCUCUGGCCACCAGCGUUCCUCCCCUUCUGCUUCAGUCUGGGGACGAUGGGGGGAUCCGCACUAGCCUGGACCAGUAACACUUGGACGCAGCUGCACCUAAUGAUGUCACUUCCUCAACUGAUCUGCCUGCCACUAUUCUUUUUUAUACCAGAGUCGCCUCGUUGGCUGAUGUUGUUCCAGAAGGCUGAUGAGUUGAAGCGUUACCGUGACAACAGUUUGGCUGAUAACAGAUGCCUUGACCUGCUGCUGGAAUCCAGCACCGAUCCCAAGUCGGCAACAGAGGCCACAACUGGUGACACGAUGCAGCUGAAACAUCCAAUGGUUCUGCUGCGGCUGUCCAUCAUGAGCUUCCUGAGCCUGGCGUCCUCCAUCACCUACAACGGCAUCAGCAUGAACGUGGGUUCCUUUGGUGUUGGAGUGUACUCUGCCCACUUCUUCUCAGGUCUGUCCGAGACCCCGUGUUUGCUGGUGCCAUUGCUGCACCUGGGCCGGCGGACCAACACCAUGUUGGCGCUUCUCCUGAGCGGCUGCGCCUCCUUUCUCUCGCUGCUGCUCUCCAGAUUCCAGGGAGGGGGAGUCCUGGUCAUGAGCCUGGCUCUCUUUGGGAAGUUGUGCGUGCUUGCCGCCAUCUUUGUCUCCAACGUCUACGGCAUUGAGCUCUUCCCCACUGUCAUAAGACAGCGCUGCCUCUCUGUGGUCAACCUGUCCUACAGGAUCGGCUGCCUGAUCAACUCUGCGGUGCCGGCCACUUCUGGUGGAGCCAUCUCCCUGGGCGCCAUGCUGCUGUACAGCAGUGGACCCAUCAUUGGCUGCGGCCUGUGCCUGCUGCUGCCUGAGACUGCUGGAGCUCCACUGCCAGACACCGUUGAGGACUGCAAGCAACAACGUCAACAACUUCCUCUGGUGGACACAAAUGACUCCAAACACUUGCAAAAACACAACGGUGGGAGUGAUUCUGGAAUCUGA